AUGGGAUUAUAUUCGCCACCAGAUAAGUCAUCAUCACCACCAUCAUCAACUGAUGAUAAUAUUAAAAAUGCCAAAUCCCCCAAUGACGCUGAUGAUACAGAAACCAUUCAUUUUUAUAAUCGACCUUCUAUAGGGCUUAGAAUGUGGGGACCCCUUGUUCCAGGGAGCGAUUGUCGCUGGGGGUUGUGGACUUUAUUAACCAUUCAAACUUUUAUUGGCUAUAAAUUUUUAAGAAAAUUUAUUAAAAUAACAUUUCCCUACAUGACCAGUAAUACCACUGUGAAAAGAAAUAUUGCGGAUAUACCAAGUCUAAACAGAUUUGGUGGUAAAGUUGGAGAUCCAAUAUAUGUUUUACAACCUACUUCUCCUAAUGCCGUUAAUCCUAUUAACACUACUACUACCACCAAUAAUAUCUCCUCUGCUACUAUCUCAAAUUUAUCAAGAUUUGGUGCCGGGACUCGAAACAUCAAUCGUACUACUAUUAAUAAUAGUAGAAAUAAUAAUGAUAAACAUUGGUUUACUUUUACCUUCAAGAAAAACAAGAAUCAAAACAACGAAAACAAUAGUAACACUGAUUCAAAAUAUACAAAUUUCACCCGUGUGUUUUAUUUCGUUAGUGGCUGUGGGCUUUUGGGGCAGUCAUUAUUAGAGUUUUUAAGAUUGACCUUCUUUGAUUAUGACCCGUGGUAUGAACAAGCAAAAGCUGUCAGAGAAAAGGCCUUUUUCAACGAUAUUCAAAAAUAUUAUAGAGAAGGCAUUGACCCCACUAAAAUUUCAGUUAAAGUUAAAGAUUCCAAAACGGGUAAAUUAAAAGAUGUCACUUCAGAUUCAGGUGUGCUUUCAAGCGUUGCUAUUGCUAGAGCUACCAUGAAACAAUCAUCCUUUUUGAACAAAUGGUAUGGUCCAAUGGACUAUAAACCCCUAAGCUUUGAAGAAUAUCUGGAUAGAAUAGAGCAUUUCCAGGAGUAUAAUGAUAGCUUACAUAAAUUAAGGGGGGUCAAUGAACUAAUAACAGCAUCGAUAACCGGUGAUCAUAAAUCACAUGGUUCGAACUUAUCUAAAGAGUUGGAAAAGUUACAUAAUGUUAACCUAAAAGCAAGAAACUCUACUUUAAAACUAUUAAAUAAUGUGCCGGCAAAUACGUUAGGUACUCUCCAAAAUGGAGACGAGAAUAGUACUACCGAUAGUAGUUCUUUUUUGACAUUUUUCCAAAUAAAUGACACUGUUAAAAUAAUACCAUCAAUGGCCAAAAAUUAUACAAACAUUGAAUUAUCAAAUACAUGGACUUUAAAUGAUCCUUGGGAAAAAUUAGCUAUAGAAACAGAGUUAGGCAUUAAAAUAAUACCUAAUUCACGUAAUUUUAAUGAUUACAAUGAUUUGGCUGAAGAAAAAGAUUCUUCUUCCCCAGCUACUACUAAUAUUGGUAAUAACGGUCAAACGAGUAGUCCAGACAAAACCAGUUUACUGGAAGAAGUAGACAAACAGAAAUCCUCUCACAAUUCACAUCAAGAGGAGUAA
Messenger RNA from Saccharomycodes ludwigii, 1518 nucleotides. It is a transcript of the gene MGR1, whose product is annotated as Mgr1p. The transcript has a single exon. Lineage: Eukaryota; Fungi; Ascomycota; Saccharomycetes; Saccharomycodales; Saccharomycodaceae. Gene Ontology annotation, cellular component: mitochondrial inner membrane. Bases 1 to 1518 code for a protein of 505 amino acids. The record is from RefSeq and is a predicted model, not a curated record.